Messenger RNA from Lithohypha guttulata, 1587 nucleotides. RefSeq lists its product as uncharacterized. Bases 1 to 1587 code for a protein of 528 amino acids. Lineage: Eukaryota; Fungi; Ascomycota; Eurotiomycetes; Chaetothyriales; Trichomeriaceae. Gene Ontology annotation, molecular function: DNA binding. The transcript has 2 exons. Gene Ontology annotation, cellular component: nucleus. The record is from RefSeq and is a predicted model, not a curated record.
AUGCCGCCGAAGCGCAAAGUCCCUGCACGAAGGGCAUCAACCGGUAAGCGAGUCUCAUUCGGUGGAAAUGCUGUGCUGUCCCAAGCAACCACUCCCUCUGGCCGUCCCAAAAGAUCUGUUACCAACGACGUCAUGUACAAACUUCCUUCUCGCAAUUCAAAUGCCGCGUACGUAUCUGCAACGCAACAGGCUAAAGUUGGACAAGAUGCAUUUGCUGCUCCCAUACCAGCGAGCCCGAAGAGAAGAGGCAGGCCACCAAAAUCUGCUGUCGGUACCGUGACCACAACGCCGAAAAAGGCCGGCGCGUCUCCAAAAGCCGUCACUCCUACUGCCGGACCCGUUGCUGGUAAGAAGCGCGGUAGACCUGCAGCAGCAACGAAGGAGAACGCGCCAGACAAAGCAAGCACAACGACUGCUGCGCCAGUGAAGGUUCCUGGUCGCCGUGGUAGACCAAAGGCCGAACCUCAAGCAACUCCAGCCGCUCCGACCUCAAACAAGCGCAAGCGCGAUGAAGAGGAGGUCGCUGCACCACCUAGAAAGCGCGGCCGACCUUCGAGUGGUACAACGGCUGCACCAGCUGCGAAGGCUACACGAAACCUGGCUGUUAAGAUCGAUAAGAGUUCUUCAAAGACAAAGACUACUACCCAAAAAUCUAAAGCUGUAGUUACGAAGCCCGCCGGUAAGCGAGGACCAAAGCCAGGAACCAAGAGAGGUCCUAGAGUUGCUAAGGACAGCUCUAAUACGGCUGUCGAAGACUUUACUGCAGGACUCACUUCGAAUGACCUUCAGUACGAAGGAGACGACCAAUACUGGCUGAUGAAGGCUGAACCAGAGACUCGUAUAGUCAAGGGCAUCGACGUCGCGUUCUCCAUCGAUAAGCUCGCUAAGGCCGCUGAGCCUGAACCUUGGGAUGGUGUCCGAAAUGCUGUUGCGCGAAACAACAUGAGAGCCAUGCGCAGAGGCGACCUUGCUUUCUUCUACCACAGCAACUGCGACGUCCCAGGCAUCUUUGGUGUUAUGCGUGUCGCGGAAGAGCAUGCAGUCGACGAGUCGGCCUUCGACCCUCAACACCCUUACUACGACGAGAAGUCUACUCGAGAAAAGCCAAAGUGGGAUUGUGUUAAAGUUGAGUUUGUAAAGAAGUUCAGCGAGCCUAUUACGCUUAAGACGAUCAAGUCAACGAAGAAACUAGGUAAUAUGCUGCUUGUACAGCCAGCUGGUAGCCGUCUGAGCGUGCAGAAAGUUCGACCAGAUGAGUGGAAAUUUGUCCUUAAGAUGGCAAAUGAGUCAGAAGAUCUAGGCGUUGCUGACAAAAAGAGUGGCUACGAGGCUGAUACGAACGGAGAGACAGACAAAGAGGCAGCGGAGGAAAGUGUGGGCGUGGACGAGGAUAUUGACAUGAACGGAGCUGCCGACUUUGACGUGGAUGCUGCGAAGAUUGCAGCCUAUGGCAGUCCAGACGACUUUGUCGAUGAUGGUGAAGGGGUGCCAGUCGCCCCUGAGCCUGAGGAUCAGCUGGCUCUUGAGGCUGGUUCUAAUGGCGUAGUACCGGACAGCCAGGAGCUUGCUAGAGCUCUACACAAUUGA